GAAAAUUCAACAUGGCUUCUUCUGAAAAUUUCUGAGAGAGUUUUCUCCCCCAACCUACCAUGUCUGAUGAGAAAAAGUUUGACCCGACCAGUGGCGGGCCAGUUGUUGAAGCAUUAAAUGGACACAGUAAAGACAAUUCAAUACAGAGAAACACUGGCAGGCCCCUUGAAGAGGUGAAGUCAUACAGUAACGGCAUUCCGAAGCCUGGAAACUCGCCUGCGUCAAAUUUGCCGCCGAUCAAAAAGGAUAUGAAGACGCGCCAAGAUGAUGAAGAAAAGGAACCGACCCCGUCUGCUUCCACUAGGAAGGGGUCCACAGGAAAUACCCCCGACUCCAAAAAGACAACACCGCCGAAAUUCCCGCCAUUGCCAGACUCGCCUGACUGGGAAUGCGGCAGCAUGGUGGGAAAGAUACGGACGCGUAACUUGUCGUCUGCUAGUGUCAGUUCGGCAGGGUCUUCGUUGAAAUCGUCAAGGUUUCCGGUUCGUCCUGGAAUAUCUUGGAGAGUGAACGCACGGGUCGAGGCAAUGGACUUCCUCGAGAAGUGGUACCCGGCCAAAAUCGUUGAAAUGGACGAGGACGAUUUGACGAUUCUGAUACAUUUUGAGGGAUGGAAUCAACGCUAUGAUGAGUGGGUUCCUAUGACGACGGACCGCCUUCGACCGAUGACAAGACAUUCAGAUCGCAAGGAGGGGAAGCCAGUGACUAAAUUGGUACACAAAUUGGGGGAAAAAGUUCUGGCAAAAUGGACAGAUUGUCGUAUGUACCCAGCUAAAGUUGUCUCCGUGAAUCAAAACGGCUCGUACGAAGUUGUUUUCUACGAUGGCUUCAAGAAGACUAUCCAGCCGAUCAAUGUGAAGCCACUUCCGGCCCACAUGCAAGAGGAGGUUCAGAACAUUGCAUUUCCAGCCGUAGCUCUAUCGCCCCCAGUUCCGCCUCCGAAGAAGAAAGAGGACGGACCGUUGCCAAGGUCGAGGUCAAAGGAGCGGGACAAGGGGAAAGAACAGAGCAAGUCUAAGUCGAGGGACAGGUCAAAGAGCUCUGGGAGUGAACAGGGUGGUUCUGUUCCAAGGAAAAAUUCCGAGAAGUCUGCAGAGUCGUGUAACCCGAUGCUGUCACGACGUAACAAGGGGCAGAGUCGGUCCCUCGACAGCAAGCCCCCUGCACGGAAACCUAGCGGAGAUAAUCAGGACAGGAAAGUUUCAGAUGGGCUUAAAAGUGGUCUUUUCCCAAAUGAGGCCUCAAAAGGGGAGGUAGACCCAGGGGUUGAAUAUAUUGGUUCCCUAGAUGGCCUGGCAUUGGACUUGGGACAAAAAUGUGAACCAAAACCUUCUGAUCUCGGUGGCCUAUUCUCCCGAAAACGGAAGAUAAAAGUCGGAGGGAUAUUCCAAGCAAAGCGGCUCAAACUUGACCCAGAUGUGGCACAGACUCAGAAAAAACUACCCAGUCCCAAGUCUCCACAGAAACUGAACCGACAGAAUUCAAAACCUAAGACACCGGGUCCACCCAAAGUGCUGAAGUUGUCGGAUUUGCCAAAACCAGGCGUGCCUUUAUCGCCAGGCGGGCAUGUUUUAGCUGUGCCAGGGAGUCCACGCCGCGUAGGGUCACCGGGAAGGUCACCUGUAAGGUCACAGGGGAUGUCACCGACAAGGUCGCCGCUCAAGGUCGAGGCAAAGAAGGGCGGGACGAGGACUGUCGCGGAAAUAAAGAAGAAACUCAUGGAUAAGAGAAAGGCCAUAGAGGCGGAGCGACAAGCCAAGCAUUUAGCAGAGGAGGCUUCCAAACCACCUGUGACAGGCCCAGCUGAUGGCCUGGUGCCCGAGUCACAGUCGCCCCCGUUCACACCAGAAUCGGAGCCGGUACCUGACACACCUGAAUCAGGAACAGAACUCCUGGCUCCUGCCUCACGUGUCGAGGAACCAGACCGGCCCGCAGAAACUGGUCCUUAUGCCGUCACAUCACCGGAGGUACCAGAAAACCAACAGCCGCAAAAAGUGCUGGAAAAUCUUCUAAAAGGUGGUGACAUUGAGAAAAAAGAAAGUAAAGAGUCGAUGCCACUGGGGUCUAAAAAUUCUGAUGACGUCGUGGAUCCAUCUCUGAUGGGGACAUCGCCAGCAACCGAGGACACGCCUGACCUCUCCCCUGCUGGGCAAAAACCUGCACCAGCCAAAGAUUCGCUUAAUAAGCCCUUGGGCAGGGUUGCAUCGAGGAGGUCCAGGGACUCUGUUGGUCGGUCUGCUACGGGGUCAAGAGCUGUUGGUUCUAAGGGUGCCAGGGUGAGACGAGAAGGCGCCGCGGAACGAGCCGAGAGACCGAGCCGGAAGAGAACACAGUCGAUGCCCGCACAAGCGCAGGACGACAGCAACUCGGCCGUUUCUUCAGACGGAUCAGUGAAUACAAAGAUUGCGGCUAAGGCAUUCAAGAUCGACCCCGACCAUAACGAGUUCAAAUGUCCGUGGGACGAUUGUGGGAAAAGUUUCCGCAAGGAGAAGCUCCUCGUCUACCAUAUUAAAUAUUACCAUUCGAACGACGGAAAGCCGCCACCACCGCCGCCACCUAGAAGGAGGAAGCAAACUGUUAGCAUGUGUUCCACUGACUCCACUGAAGCGACUCCUCCUCCGAGAUUUGAAAAGGUGGCCAGGAGCCGUGCUGCUAAGAAGGUCCGCGGUCAUUCUGCCCCCAGUAUCAUCAUUCCGGACACUGCCGGUGAAACUUUGGAGGCCCCAGCGCCACCUGAAGUGAAGCUGGAAAUCGAUGAUAUUGAUGAGGAUAGGGAGGCUGCAGUGCUGCUGGAACAUGCAGAAGCGGCUGCUGAUGCGGAAAAACUUGAGCAGAGGGAACGUCAGGAUUCGAUCGGGACCGAAUCAGUGGAUGUGACGGAGGAUGAGCGUGGUAGCAAGGAUGAGGUGGUCAACUGUAUGUGUCGCUUCAACGAGGAAAACGGGUUGAUGAUACAGUGUGAGGUCUGUCUGACGUGGCAGCAUGUUUCAUGCAUCAACAUCUCCGAAGAAUCCCUCCCGCAAAAAUACGUCUGCUGGGUCUGUUUAAAUCCGCCGGGCGUGCGGGAAAGUGCACGGUUCAUCUAUGACCAGGAGUGGCUUAAACAGGGCACGUUGCCGCGGUUCAGCUUCCUGCCGACACAUGACAAGGGCCGGAGGUCACCGGUGAUGAAGACCACUCACAGUCUUGCCGGUGAUAUCCAUGGACUCAGUUUGUUGAUAAAUGCGACGAAGAAAAAUAUUUUGAUUCUGAACACCGAGGAUCAUGAAGACUUGAAGAUCUGGGUCAAAAAUUGGGAACAGGAGCCAGACGAUGACGACGACGACGACGAUGAUGAGUUAAAACCCGAUGAAGAAAUCGUCUACGGUCAAAAUAUAAGUGCAGUUUCCAUGGAAACGAAUCAAACUGUUGAAACAAAUGUGAGUGUUGACCCUUUGGAGUCCAGUGCGAGUUUUCUGAGUGCGAGUCAUGGGGCGUUAGAUUUGAAAGAGUAUGAUGAGAAAAACGUUAUUCCACCAUAUGAGGAUUUGUCAAAUCAGGAGAUUAUACACGGGGAGUUGGAUGUGAAGGAGGAGACUGUAGAUGGUGAUCACAGGCAGCUGGACGAGGAGAGCUUUAAAUUAGUAAUUGAAAACUCCGAUACGGAGGUUGAGGGAGAGGCUAUGGGUGAUUCUAAAUUGGAGAAUGGUGUGUCGCCGGCAAGUUCAAAUGCUACGAUUAUCAUGGAUUCGAGUUCGCGAUGCGCGUCUCCAGAAUUGGCCAGUUUACCUGUAGAUUCAAAACCAGCACCGACGGAUACUGAGGAAUCCUGCGCUGAUGCAACGAAUAAUGUCAACCUGGUCCCCAAAGAAUGUAUGGACUCGACCAAUAUUGCAGCUGUGUCAACAAACCUUGCAGCAACAGUGACAUCUAGUGAUGAAAUUCACAAAGACGAUUGUACGAUAAAUUUAAUUCCAUUAGACGUAAGUGCAGCUACGACCGACGAUAAUGCUAUUUCAAAGUCUGAUGGGAAAGAUUUAUCCGUUUUGGCGACUGGUGCAAUCAGUCCUGAAUCCAUAGAAAAUGCUACGAAUCCUCUAUGUGAUGACAUUGAAUCCGUGACAUCGCCCAAACUAGUCGGGGAGGGAUUUACAGAUACACCACCAGGUGACGCUGAGGAGGAUACUGCAACCAACGAUGCCAUGACAGGGUCUGGACGGAGCAGUGCGGCAUUGAGUGAUCAUUCGUACGUCCCCAAGCAGUGUCAGGACUAUAAACUGUCACCUGUACCAAGUCGCAUUCGGUUGACCGGCAGCAGUGUUUGGACCCCAGUUACUAAAAGUCUGUCCAAUAUGGAGGAGUCGUCAACAAGCAGUGAUGCAGCCAUUACCAUCGUUACCAAUCCAUUUGAAAACUGCAAACAGAACCUGCUGUCGCAUAUCUCGAGCGUCCAGGAUGACAUCGACAUCCGGUUGGAUUUUAUUGAGGAGCAAGUGGCAGCACUUGAGGCGCUGGACCAAGCUAGCAAGACAUCGCAUCAAGAUCCUCUCAGCGACAUGCCACAGGUGAAGAAGUCGUUACGAACAUUACUCCAUGACUUAGCGAAAGUGAAACGAUUGGCGGCUUUUCAUUGAGAGAGAUACGAGGCGAUGUGACAUUUCUGUAUUUUGAGGAAGUCUGUUUUUUCCGUUUCGGAAAGAGAUAUAAUUCAACAGUAAAACUGAAAAGAGCUAGGCCUUAGCUCAAUGUAGAACUUUAUUGGUUUUACACUAUAUUAGUGUAGGCGUAAGGAAUGCGGGCCAUCAUUGGGAUAUUCAGGACAUCGAUCGGACCUAAAAGGACAGUUGGAGUAAUGUUUUAUUUUUAGUGACCUGAUUCACUGUAGAUGGUAUGUCACUCCACUGCCUGAUAGGAGCAUAUUUUGAAAGUGUGUCCUAGAAAAACGUUUGGCAUUUUUGUUGAAUCAUGUUUGUGAUUACUGUGUAAUUAUUUCGUUCUUGUAAAAUGUACAAAAUUGUAAAGCAGGUUCAAAUUAGUAAAAAAUAAACAAUUUGAUACAAAAA
This is a messenger RNA of Lineus longissimus, 5042 nucleotides long. Its product is annotated as PHD finger protein 20-like protein 1. Gene Ontology annotation, cellular component: NSL complex. Lineage: Eukaryota; Metazoa; Nemertea; Pilidiophora; Heteronemertea; Lineidae. The transcript is spliced from 19 exons. The coding region runs from base 60 to 4613 and encodes 1517 amino acids. The record is from RefSeq and is a predicted model, not a curated record. Gene Ontology annotation, biological process: regulation of transcription by RNA polymerase II.